ACAAGUCAAAGUACGAUAUUCUCCCUUGACCGGUACGAUAACUUGGGGCCGGUGGGAGGAGAGGCGUUGGGGAGCGGUUCAUUAGUGUAAACAAACCGAGGUGACGCCGGCCAUCUGUACCCUCUCUUGACACAAUGGUCUUAAGUGCAUUAAAGAACCUCUACACCACCACAUUUAGCCAAGCCAGUUCCCCUGAGUCGGCUAUACUGGCUGUUGGAAAUAAUGAUGGAAAAAUUGCUGUUUUUGAUUUAUCAGGUGUUAAUGCUAGUCGAGAAACAAGUGUUGGUGAACGGCUGGGAGGACCAUGCAGGAUAAUUAAUGCUCAUAGUGAUGCAGUAUACUCCAUGGUGUCUACAGAUGCUUUCUGCAUUUCAGGAACCACAGGUUUAGUGACAGGUCGUCGAUGGGAUGAAUUGCAGCAGCAACAGUCCCAGGCAGCAUGGACAAUAUCUUUGGAGUGUGAUCAAGCCAAUUUUGGGACCCCUGAGGUAAACAGUCUAGCAUAUGAUCCUGGAAGGGGUCUUGUAUAUGCAGCCUGUGGUGAUUGGCGCACUCAUGUGUUUGAUCUAGAAACUGGUAAAUGUACACAGACACUGGAAGGACAUGAUGACUAUGUACAUGAUGUGGUUACAAGUGGUAACUUGGUUGCCAGUAGUGGUGAGGAUGGUCAGGUGCUGGUGUGGGAUCCUCGGGCAGGAAGGGAGCCUCGACACAAAUUGGCACCCCACACCCAUGAUCAGCUAGCUAGACCACAUCUUGGCAGAUUCAUAUCAUCUCUUGAUCUCUACAAUGACUGGCUGGUAUGUGGAGGAGGACCACGAGUGGGAAUAUUUCAUUUGAGAUCCCUGGCUUUAACAACAGUUUUGCCCUCUGCCAAGUCAGCCAUCCAUGCCACUAAAUUCACAAGACAUGCAGAAGGUGGUGAUCGAGGUGGAAUAGUGAUAGCAGGUGUAUUACCUCACCUGUGUGUGUGCAGCAUGGCUGGAGUAGUGACAGCUCAGCUUCCAUCUUCUUCUCCAUGUAUAUACACAGUUAAUGUGACUGACAAGCCUUUCACGAUGAUGACAUAUGGUGGAACAAGCACAAAAAUUGAUGUCUGCUUCAAUCUAAAUUAUCGUGAUCACACAGUAUCUCUGCUUGAAGAUUAACUGACAAGCAAACAUUGUUAGAUUUCUUAGGCUGCCAGCAAUGUUUGUUGUUCUUUUAUAAGAUCUUGUUGCAGCUGAAGUGAAGUGUUUUGUGGAUUUUGUCUUUCAACCUAAAAUGAUUCUAAACUAAAUAGGAUAGUACAGACAUGCAAGCCUUACAAGACCAACGCCUUCAGCACCAUGGUGAGGUAUUUUUUAUUAAUUUUUUUUAAGUGACAGACCCCUUACUCUUAUUCCUCAUUUGUUUGAGUCUUGUUAUGGAAAUGUUAUAGGUUUGGAUAGGCUUCUGAACCUAACCAGUAUCCAAAAUUUGGUUCAAAAUAAGUUAGAAGCGUCACACAUAUUGUUAGAGCAAUUAGGAUAUAUUUUUGUAUAGAUUUCUCAAUGUCAGUACCUGUAUGGUUGUUUAAAAUUUUAAAAUUUUUGUAUGGUCAUGAACCUCACUGUUCCAAAGGAAAUAAGUGUAAUUUCUUUCUUCUUGAGGUCAUAUAUGCUACAGUAGUUCAAAAGCUUGUCACUCUUCUCUGGGACCAGAAUUAACUAUACAUUUACAUAAAACAAUACAGGUAUACCUCUUAGUGCUGUAAAUACAUUUCUGAAAAAAAUACCCCAGAGUACUAUCAGAAACAACUCUUUAGGAGGUUCCAAAGUGAUCAUUCACAACAACGGUUUCUUACCUAUGAGUGAUGUAGGAGCACUUCCGUAGGCAUCAGUAAUAGCACUGAUAUUGAUACUGUACACAAGAUAUGUACUUAAAAAAAUUAUAAAUAAGAAAAUAUUAUUUUUAAUGAUUACCUGGUCAGAGCUUGUGUAAGUUUGAUCACCAUCUGCCAUCACUACGACUUUCUCAAACCCAGAAAAAUCCCCCAUCCCCGGAAAUAUUUCCGGUCACUGGAAAAAAACAUUCCGAGUAUCUAAGCUAUGCAUCUUGCACAGACAAACACUAGCCCACAUCCUCAGAAUGUUUCUGUAUACUGGGGAGUUUUCCAAGAGUCUAAACUAAAAAUCUAUAUCAUAUGGUCGGGAAUGAAGCUGUGUGUAAAAGCAAACACUGGUAUUUUCCACUCCCUUGGAGCUGUGGGGGAUUAGUGGGUCUCGUGUAACUGACCUGACACAAAGUCAGGUGGAGGCAGGGUGGGGUAUUAGUGAUCUCAUAUUACUGACCUUCUGAUACAAUGUCAGGUCACCCAUUGUCGAGUGGGGUAUUAACGGGUCUGAGGACCUGAAGAUGUCUUGAAUAAACAUGAAAGCUAAAA
Molecule: messenger RNA, 2404 nt
Organism: Homarus americanus (American lobster)
Lineage: Eukaryota; Metazoa; Arthropoda; Malacostraca; Decapoda; Nephropidae
Gene: thoc6
Product: THO complex subunit 6 homolog
Exons: 8
Coding region: 135-1148 (337 amino acids)
Biological process (GO): mRNA export from nucleus
Cellular component (GO): transcription export complex; THO complex
Molecular function (GO): protein binding
Source: RefSeq, a predicted model, not a curated record